This is a messenger RNA of Hyalella azteca, 1476 nucleotides long. RefSeq lists its product as uncharacterized. NCBI's taxonomy places the organism in Eukaryota, Metazoa, Arthropoda, Malacostraca, Amphipoda, Hyalellidae. The record is from RefSeq and is a predicted model, not a curated record.
GUCCAGUUUAUAAUGGCGAAGGCUGUUUUGAAAUUUAAAAAUGAUUCGACUGAAAAGCACGCUGCAAACCUUUUCGAGGUAGCAUACCGGAUGAAAGGACCACUUCAGCCCGAUGAUCCAUCUUUGAUAUCCAUUAUCAAGCGUGACUAUUUGCGGCCUCCAAGAACAGGGCCCUACGAAUUACAGCGCCUAUUUUCGGGCGACUAUGAGGGUAAAUUGCUCAGCGAGCUUUGGAUAGACUCGUAUCUGAGGGACUUUUAUCCUCCCGGUAAAAAAGGAUAUUUCGUGGAAGCGGGAGCGUUGGACGGUGUGUACAUGUCGAACACCCUGCGUCUGGAGAUGGAGCAAGGUUGGACUGGACUCUUGGUGGAGCCUGACGUGGACAACUACAAGCAAUUGCUGCUGGCCAACCGCAAGGCCUGGACGAGUCCAACUUGCCUGUCGCUAAACGACUACCCCGAAACUGUCGUGAUUACAAAAAUGAGGAACCUUGGGCCUCAGAUAAAAUGGCUUUGGAGAGCCACUACGUACAUUCGGACGGGAGGACGAGAUUAUUCGGGCUAUUCAAAUUUCAGAACAAUUACGCAGUACGACUCGGCCCAAUGCGUCCCUGCGCGAUCCCUGUUCCUGGCGCUCAACGUGAGCCACGUGGACUUCUUCAGCUUGGACAUCGAGAUGACUGAAGAGGCGGUACUCAAAGUUUUCCCUUUUGAAGAUGUUACUGUGGACGUGUGGGUGAUCGAGCACAGGUGGUCAGGGGAUUUCUAUGUCGAUAUGGAGAAAUUGAACCGCACAAGCAAUUACACUCUUGUGCAAAUGGAACAGCAAGGCUUUCCACCAGAAGAUAUAAUCCAUAGGCAAAGCCUCAUAAGUGUGUUCGAGGACAAAAACUUCAUCCAAUUCAUGAUCAACAAAGGGUACUACUACUUGGAUGCCACGUGUACACAAGUCGGAGACUUUUUGUUCGUACGUAAAGAAUCAGAGAUUUACAAGUCAAUGGAAGUGCCCGAACAUGAAAGCAAUCGAACUGAAAUUUGCAAGCACAAAUUGUUGCUUGUACGUCAAGGAACCCAAUAUUUUGACGAAACGGCACGCGAUCUGCACCACUAUCCAGGAAUUAAGUACAAGUCUAUUGGAAAAAAUACUUUCAUACAAUUAGAAGAAAAAAUCAAGGUUGAAUAAGGUCCUAAGAUUCAAAUAACUAAUAUUAAAGUAAGAGUUGGAGAGACUUGUCUAAAAUUUUCAUCCUCAAUCUAGAUAAUUUCAGAGACGCCACUGAGCGCUGAUGACACCGAGAAGCAAAUGAAACACCAGGACUUCAUUGCGUUCUGUGAGGUGGUAUUGCGCGUGUAACCUUAAAUUGCAGUCCGAGUUGACUGAGUCGAUAUCAGUGGCAUCAGACAGCGUAAAUUUCCCAUAGCAUUUACAUGAUAUUGUAAAGAGGGUGUCCCAAAAAAAACGAUACAGUUAAAAAAA